GGCGGCCGUGACGUCACCCUGCGCGCGGCGGCAGAUUCGAAACUCCUCGGGCGCAGGCGCGAAUGGAGCAGGAAGGCCGCUCUGCUUGAGGGAAAAAGAGAGGGAGCCGCCGCCGCCGCCGGGAUGAAGCGCACCGUUCCGCGGAGCACCUUGAAGAGGCUGCUGAGCAAGCACAAGCCGCACUUGCGCAUGCGUGCCAACACCGACCUGCUGGUACAUUUGAAUUUCUUACUGUUUAUCCAUCGACUAGCUGUAGAAACCAGGACCAAUGCUAUUGCGGAAAAGAGCAAAACAAUUAAACCUCAACACGUUCGCUCUUCAGCAAAGAUUGUUUUAAAGAAGAGCCGAGGCUAAAGUCAAGAAGUAUUCCUUCAUCCCCUGGUUGAUUCUGUGUAAUUACUAACGUACAUGUGCUGAAGUUAAAAUAUCUGAAUUUUGUAUUUCUAUUUUUCAUAUUCAUAUUUUUUCAUAUUUUCAGCCAAAGUCAAUGCCAUUGUUACUUGCAGGAGCUUACUACUUACUUUUUAAUUAGGGCAAUGUAAUAGAACUGAUGUGUAUAGUUAAUACAAUAGACAAAUGCAAGUUUUAACCUUGUAAAGUGUUCGCUUUUUAUAAUGAUAAAGCAAGAUGCCUUCUAUGAGAACUAUUGCAAAUGUUAGAAGCCACUUUUAAUUCUCUAUAAAGUUACUUCUAGAAAAACAAAAUAUUUCUCUUUCUUUCUCUCAAUGAAUAUUUAUCAACAGGGUUGCUGUAAAUAUGCAUCUUUUCACUUGUUUAUAAAACUUUUUGGUUUUUGAGAUAAUUUUAAGUAACAUCGCAAAUAAAAUAUUACAGUUAAGCAAAUGUUCGAUGUAGGGGAUUCGAAUUGGGAAGCAGAACAAUUACAAAACAGUUUGUAAACAGAAUAUGAAAACAAAUGUUUCAGAACGGUUUAUAGCAAUAAAGCUCUGCACAUCUUCCCUCA
Messenger RNA from Lacerta agilis (Sand lizard), 964 nucleotides. It is a transcript of the gene CENPW, whose product is annotated as centromere protein W. The coding region runs from base 124 to 354 and encodes 76 amino acids. The record is from RefSeq and is a predicted model, not a curated record. Gene Ontology annotation, molecular function: DNA binding; protein heterodimerization activity. Gene Ontology annotation, biological process: mitotic cell cycle; kinetochore assembly; chromosome segregation. The transcript is spliced from 3 exons. Gene Ontology annotation, cellular component: nucleoplasm; kinetochore. Lineage: Eukaryota; Metazoa; Chordata; Lepidosauria; Squamata; Lacertidae.